This is a messenger RNA of Danio rerio (zebrafish), 2315 nucleotides long. The record is from RefSeq and is a predicted model, not a curated record. Lineage: Eukaryota; Metazoa; Chordata; Actinopteri; Cypriniformes; Danionidae.
UUCAGAUCUGAUGUUCAGCUCAAAAGUUCAGCGGAAGAAAAGGAAGAUCUGCAGGCAUUAUUUGAGCUGUGAAUGGGUGAAGCACCAUGGCGAAUGUUAAACAGCUGCUCGACAACUCAUUGAAUGAACUGUUAAAAGCUGAUCUAACGAGGUUUCAGUGGUACUUAGUGAAUGACCAUAAUGAGAUUUCAAAAGCUGAAAUGGAGAAUGCAGACAGGUUGGAUACCGUGGAUAAGUUGGUGUCAUGUUUUGGACCAGAAGGAGCUGUGAAGAUCACAGUGGACACCCUGAGGAAAAUCAAGCAGAAUAAAUUGGCUGAAGAUCUGGAGAAUACACAGAAGCAAGGUCAGACGAGCAGCAGUGCUCAAACUGCAUUCAGUACUGACGUGAAAGCUGAUUCAGGAGUAGUUGUAAAUGCUCCUGUACUCACUGGAAACAUCACCACAGGCCCAGUGAAUUUCAACAACAGCUUGAACCCUGCAGGAACCGGUGCACCUUCAGAUAGCUGUACAUCCCCUCCUGUUGAUUACACAAACACCAGCCGUGAACUAAAGAAGAACUUAAAGGAGGACUAUAAGCAGAUAUUGAUUGGUAAUUCACAGAUAGGUCGUAAGAAGAAGCUGGAUGAUAUUUACACUGAUCUAUAUGUGGUGGAGAACGAGACUGGAGGAAGAGAGAAUGACCAUGAGGUGAUACAGAUAGAGUCAAAACACAACCAACAGACAGCCAAGGAUAAACCACUCAAGUGUAACGACAUGUUUAAAGUUCAGCCUGACACAGGUGAACAAAACAGAAGAGUCCUGACACUGGGGAUUGCAGGAGUGGGAAAGACUGUCUCUGUUAAUAAAUUCAUCCUUGACUGGGCUGAAGAAAAAGACAAUCAGGAAAUAGUCUUCAUAUUUCCACUGCCGUUCCGUAGACUGAAUCUGAUUAAAGAAAAAAAGUACAGUCUCAUAGGUCUGCUUAACAAGUACUUCUUUGGCAGUGGAGGACUGAGCUCUCUUCCUGAAAAACAAGGUAAGGUCAUGUUCAUCUUUGAUGGACUGGAUGAAUAUCGCUUUGAAUUGAACUUUAAAGAGGAGGAUGAUGGAUUAACAGAUGUUGAUAAGGAAAUGACAGUGAGUAAGAUAGUAACACAUCUCUUAAAGAGACAGCUGCUUCGCUCUUGCCUCAUCUGGAUCACAUCCAGACCAGCAGCAGCCAGUCUGAUACCCCGAGACUACAUUGAUCAGGUGACUGAGGUGCGAGGAUUCAGUGAUGAGCAGAAGGAGCAGUACUUCAUCAAAAACAGCAGUCCUGAGGUUGCUGGAAACAUCAUCGGCCACAUCAAGAAAUCCAGGAGUCUGUAUAUCAUGUGCCACAUCCCCGUCUUCUGCUGGAUCUCUCUCACUGUUCUUCAGCCUCUGCUGGGUCAAGAGAGCAAUGAAAAAACACCCACAACUCUCACAGAGAUGUACACCAGCUACUUACUGUCUCAAAAGCAACAGAUGAAAGAAAAAUACAGCAACGAUUCUGAACCUGAAGCUAAGGCCUGGUCUUUUGAAGACAUUGUUCUGAAGCUUGGGAAACUGGCCUUUAAACAGCUGCAGGAAGGACAACUGAUUUUCUACAAAACAGAUCUGGAGAAGUGUGGCCUAGAUGUCAAGGAAGGCUCUGUGUUCUCAGGAUUAUGUACUCGAAUGUUUCAGGAGGAAAACCCCAUUUCAGGGGAACAGGUUUACAGUUUUGUUCAUCUCAGCGUUCAGGAGUUCAUCGCUGCUCUCUAUGUGUUUUUCACUUACAAAGACAAGAAAGCAAAUCUAUUUCUUGAUUCCUGGAAAAAGGAACUGACAUGGAAACUCUCUACAAAGACCCUGUUUAAACUUCAUAAGGAUGCAGUCAAGAAGACUUUACAAAGCAAGAACGGACACCUGGACCUUUUCCUCCGGUUCCUGCUGGGUCUCUCUCUGAAGUCUAAUCAGAGUGACCUGAAGAAGUUCCUGCCAGGACUGAAGCUCAAAACUGAAAACAUCAAAGACACAACUGACUAUAUCAAAAAGAAAAUAGAGGAGGAGAAAUCAGCAGAGAGGACCAUCAACCUCUUCUACUGUCUGAAUGAACUGAAGGAUGACUUUGUGGAGGACCUCCAGAAGAGUCUGAGCUCUGGAUAUCUUUCAUCACAGGAUCUGUCCUCUGCUCAGUGGUCGGGUCUGGUGUUUGUGCUCCUGAUGUCAGAAGAGACUCAAGAGAAGUUUGAACUGCAGAAAUACAGAAGAUCUGAUGAAGCACUGAUGAGACUGAUACCAGUGGUCAAAAACACCACAAGAGCACUGUAA